AUGCUUAGGGGCUCGCAAAAGGGAGCCGAACCCCCCGCCACCCCUCGGAACCGCCCGAGCUGCCCGCAUGGGGGAGCGACCACAGCCCCCGCCUCGCCUCAGCCGUUAACUGUCCCGAGCACGUGCCAGGUGGAGCUGGAGAGGCGCCGGCGGGACUCGGCGGCCCUGAGGAGAGCGGCGGAGGAUCUCGCUGAGGGGAAAAGCAACAUGACGGAUCCCGAAAGAGACCGGCUCCUGGAGAAAAUACUUUCGCUUGAAACAGAAAAAGAGCAAAACAACCGCAUUCUUGGACAGAAGGACAAAGAAAUCCAAAAUCUAAAAGACAAGCUGAAGUCCAAAAACAAAAGCAGUGAAGUAUCCUCAUUACUUAGUCAACUAGAGGAAAAAACAAAGGAAGCAGAAAAGAGAGAACAACUACUAAAUUCUUUGUCAGAGGAAAUGGACCGGUUAAAGUGCAACUUAGCUGCUGUUACUGCAAAAUGUUCAGAGCUUGAAAACAGAGCCGGGACUUUUCAGCCAUCCCAGGAAGCUGUGAUGGACAGCACUGGAUCACCAACUAAUCUUAAUGAAGUUGAAAACCAACUGAAAGAUGCUCUUGAGAAAAACCAGCAGUGGCUCCUGUAUGACCAGCAACGUGAAGCAUAUGUCAGGGGAUUGCUAGGCAGGAUCUUUGAACUUGAACAGAAGUCAGAAGUAGUUUACCACCAGCAUGCAACAGAAGCCAAUGCGGAAGGUCUUCUACAGGAAAAGCAAAAGUAUUAUGACCAACUGUUACUAACUGCUAAAAGUGAUCUUGAGACUGAACGACGCACUAUAACCCUACUGAAAUCUGAACUUAAUGAAUUAAAAACGAAGUAUGAAGAAACACAAAGAGAAAUAAUGAGUUUAAAUGCCUUGCUGCAGUCACAACAGGUUGUUGAAGUGAAGACUCUAGAAAAUGAAAAUAAAAUCAAAGGUGAUAAACUGCAGAGGCUGAAAGAAGAAAAUGAAGUUAUUAAAGGACAGCUUAGAGAAGAAAAGAAAAAGUCUGAUGAUCUUUUAUCUCAGGUACAACUUCUUCGUAAAUCACUGCUUAAGCAGCAGGAGGAACACACUAGGAUAGCUUUGUUGGAACAACAGAUCCAGAUAUGUACCACAGACUUUGAGAAUGAAAAGCUGGAUCGCCAGAAUUUGCAGCAUCAGUUGAACAAAGUUCUUAAGGAGCUGCGCAAGGCCAGAGAACAAAUAACCCGUCUAGAACCUGUGAAACUCCAGGAGUCUGGACGUAUGGAACCACAGGAACGUUUGCAAGCAGCAUUUGAAGAGAAGAUGACAGUAUAUGACACAAGUCCUUCCCUGAAACGUUCAAAUCUCCUUGAUGAAAGUUUUCUUGAGUGUCCUAGAUGUAAAAUGCAGUACCCGACAAGCCAACACAGAGAAUUACUAGCACAUAUUGACUUUUGUACAGCCUGAACUCAAAACGGAUUUACCAUAUUUGC
This is a messenger RNA of Tinamus guttatus (white-throated tinamou), 1478 nucleotides long. NCBI's taxonomy places the organism in Eukaryota, Metazoa, Chordata, Aves, Tinamiformes, Tinamidae. The record is from RefSeq and is a predicted model, not a curated record.